This is a messenger RNA of Pseudozyma flocculosa PF-1, 1185 nucleotides long. RefSeq lists its product as uncharacterized. Bases 1 to 1185 code for a protein of 394 amino acids. Gene Ontology annotation, biological process: Arp2/3 complex-mediated actin nucleation. The record is from RefSeq and is a predicted model, not a curated record. Gene Ontology annotation, cellular component: actin cortical patch; Arp2/3 protein complex. The transcript is spliced from 5 exons. Gene Ontology annotation, molecular function: actin filament binding. NCBI's taxonomy places the organism in Eukaryota, Fungi, Basidiomycota, Ustilaginomycetes, Ustilaginales, Ustilaginaceae.
AUGGCCGAUAGACCCGUCGUCGUCGACAACGGUACCGGCUUCGUCAAGGUCGGCUAUGCGGGCUCCAACUUCCCCGAGUUCGUCUUUCCCUCGAUCGUCGGCCGGCCGAUCCUGCGUACCGAGGAGCGCGAUGCCCUCUCGAGCAACACGGGAACGCAGAUCAAGGACAUCAUGGUGGGCACCGAGGCCGAGGAGCUGCGCAACUACCUGCAGAUCACCCAGCCCAUGGAGCACGGCAUCGUAAAGGACUUUGGCGACAUGCGACAUGUCUGGAACUACACAUUCGACGAGAAGCUGCGCAUCGACCCGCAGGGGCGCAAGAUCCUGCUCACCGAGCCCCCGAUGAACCCCAAGCGCAACCGCGAGGAAAUGUGCCAGAUCAUGUUCGAGGAGUACGGCUUCGACGGCGUCUACAUUGCUAUCCAGGCGGUGCUGACGCUCUACGCCCAGGGCCUCCAGACGGGCGUCGUCGUCGACUCGGGCGACGGCGUGACCCACGUGGUGCCCGUCUACGAGGGCUUUGCGCUGCCGCACCUCACCAAGCGUCUCGACGUGGCGGGCCGCGACGUGACGCGGUACCUGAUCAAGCUGCUGCUGCUGCGCGGCUACGCCUUUAACCGCACCGCCGACUUUGAGACGGUGCGACAGAUCAAGGAGAAGCUGUGCUACAUGAGCUAUGACCUGGACCUGGACAAGAAGCUGUCCGAGGAGACGACGACGCUGGUCGAGUCGUACACGCUGCCCGACGGGCGGGUGAUCAAGGUGGGCUCGGAGCGCUUCGAGGCGCCCGAGUGCAUGUUCCAGCCGCACCUGGUCGACGUCGAGCAGCCGGGCGUGGCCGAGCUGCUGUUCAACACGAUCCAGUCUGCGGCCGUCGACACGCGCUCCGAGCUGUACAAGCACAUUGUGCUGAGCGGAGGCAGCUCCAUGUACCCGGGCCUGCCCUCGAGGCUGGAAAAGGAGAUGAAGCAGCUCUACCUCACCCGCGUGCUCAACGGCGACGGCUCGAGGUUGAAGAACUUCAAGAUCCGGAUCGAGGACCCGCCACGAAGGAAGCACAUGGUGUUCCUGGGCGGCGCUGUGCUGGCCGACAUUAUGAAGAACCGCGACAGCUUCUGGAUCUCGCGGGCCGAGUGGUACGAGCAGGGCAAGGAGUGCCUGGAGCGCCUCGGCCGACACGCCUGA